This is a messenger RNA of Penaeus monodon (black tiger shrimp), 4844 nucleotides long. Its product is annotated as malectin-A-like. Gene Ontology annotation, molecular function: carbohydrate binding. The record is from RefSeq and is a predicted model, not a curated record. The transcript is spliced from 5 exons. The coding region runs from base 75 to 791 and encodes 238 amino acids. Lineage: Eukaryota; Metazoa; Arthropoda; Malacostraca; Decapoda; Penaeidae. Gene Ontology annotation, cellular component: membrane.
CAGCUCCGAAGCAAAUUGUUGACAGCGUUACGAACCUGUGGAAUCAAGCCGCCAGCCGUCACCCAGGGAGAGCUAUGGAAAAUAAAAGAUAUAUUCAUCCUUUGCUCUUAUUAUUGACUUUUAUUGCCAAGGCGAGUGGUCUUGGAGAGGUCAUAUAUGCUGUGAAUGCAGGUGGUGAUGCACACAUAGAUGUUUAUGGAGUGAGAUAUGAGAAGGACCCUCUAACGGGGAAGGUUGGAACGGCAUCAGAUUUCGGAAAGCAGCUGGUCAUUGGGAGAGUCCCGCCAGGAGAUCAGGUGUUUGAUGUAUCUAUGAAUGGAGACCUGACAGUUAUUCCAGCACUGGACAUCUUUGGUCGUGUAGGACGUGGUGUAGCACAUGAUGAGUAUGUUCCCUUCACCAUUGCCGGCAACACGCUCAUAGUUGGAGGGCAGGAAACCACCCUCCGAGGUAGUAAACUCAGGGUUGAUUUUGUCAAGGGCUAUAGGGAUAACCCGAAAGUAAAUGCAAUCUUUGUCAUAAAAGGAAGACUUGAUGAUGUUCCCAAGCUACAGCCAUUACCCAGAGAAGAGGAUUUAGAUAAUGACAUCGAGGAGCCACGACCAAACACCAACAGCUUGAACCAAAAUGCCAAUAACCAAAAUAACAAACAGCAGUCUACGGCCAAACGUCGCCCUAGUGGGCCCCGGACCCCAGACCCAUAUGCCUCAGAUGACACUAGCUCAAUGCUGCCUGUGUUUGUGGCUAUUGGGGCAGCUGUGCCCAUUCUCUUUUGUCUGUGCAAACUGUGAUGACUGUGUUUCUUGUGGAUUUGCCAGGGGUCAGAUCUAAUGUUGUAUUAAGUCUAAUUUCUUCUUUUGUAUACUUAUGAUCAUUUUAUUUAUACCAUUGUUUGCAAACAAUACUUGCCAGUGAAGAAGAUAUUUGAUUAGUGUAAAUUACUUAAAAAAAAAAAAAAAAAAAAAAAAAAAAACUGAGGUUUUCAGAAAGUGUAAAUGGCCAAAUGAUGACAGUAUUAGAAUGAUAGUGAGUAUUUAUAAAUGUUCUUAUAAUCCUUACAUACUAAGGAUUAACUUUGGUGCUCGAAAUUUAUUUUAAACUAACACUGUUCAUAAAACCAGAGUAUGAAUUGAGAUUUGAGUCCUCUUGGUGGAUCAAGAUGGAGCUUGGAUAUUGGGAACUGCAGUGAGAGGGUAGGUGUACUGUGCCAUUAUUUUUACUAGUCUUGGUGGUGCUUACAGUCUUGUAUAGCAACAAAGUGUAAUGAUGUGUGGGCCAUUGAUGUAUUGUCUUCUUUUUUCAUUAUAUAAACACCAAAGAUUCCCAGUUAAGUGCACUGGAGGCUUUAAAGUGUUUCCUGGACUCCUUGAAGCAAGCAUUUGUGAAUUGUUGAAAUUUCAGCUCCUUUUAAGAUGCAAUGAGGAAUAAUGUUUAUAUGGUAAUGAUUUUCCUGAUUGCAUUUUAUAUUUGGUUAAGUAAGCACUGGUAAUUAUUGAAAGUGUACUUGUAGUUUCUUUAUUAUUUGUUAUUUUUCUUUUUUCUUUAAAUGUGACAGAGGGUUUUGACAGGUGAUUGAUAAUGGCCCAAAUAUUAGUAAGAUAAUUGCCUGUAUUUUUGUAAAUGUGACUGAUCCUUUCUGUCCAGGAUUCCACGUAAGAACAAGAUGACAUGUACGAGAAUUCUUGUCAUAUUGCGUCCAUUACUUAAGAUAAGGGGAUUAAUUACUUUUUAACAAGUGUUGAUAUGUAGUUAUGUAUGAGCAGGAUCAUAUUUCUUAUAUUGGAAAGGGAAAUGAACCUUUUGUAGUUGAUAUGACAGCACAAUUUAAUUGGUUGUUGCUCAUCCACACUUGAGAUUUUUAUUUUGUCAGUAGCGCUUGCACAAUAUUCAUAUGGGGAUCCCCUAUCAGAGGAAAUACAUAAUCCCCACCAUGCACGAUUAGAUUAUGCAUUAUUGUCUUAUCAGUGUUAUUUAUUAAUUUUUGUAACUUCAUUUAUUUGUUUAUGUAUAUAUUUUUAUCCCCCUUCCCUGUUGGCGCUACUGUAUACAGUUGGUACUGUAAGUUAUGCUACUUAAAGGAUAGGGAAUGGACUUGAAUUGGUAGUUUUUUCACCAAGAUGUUUACAAAGUACAGUUUGUUUUCUUGUGUUUCUGUGGUACAUGACAUUCUUUCGAUCAGUAUCCACAGUUAGAAUAGCUGCAUAGUAUAAAAAGAUGCAUAUUUAAACUUUAAAUGUUUAAAAAGAAGAGUGAAUUGGCUCAUAUUAGUAUUUUCUAUCAUUACUAGAAGAAUUUAUGGGUGAUAUUACAUUUGGUUUAUUUCUUUGAGUUAGCUCACACAUAUGAAUCAUGACAUAGAAGCCUAUGCAUGGGAAAAGUUGUAAUGAUUUAAUAUGAAGUAUUAAGUAUUAAUAUUGCUAAGACAUGAAAAUUAGCAUGAAGUGUGAGAGUUAAUGAUUUUGAGUUAUUAUGCUGUACUUACAAUCUUUUAUUUCUUUUAAGUUAUAUUAACAGUGUCAAUAUAUUGUUAAUGAUUUAUAAGUUACCAAUGUUGAUAUUCACCAUUUUAUUGUGGGAAAAUUUUUUGGUGCCAUUUCAUUCAUAGCCUCUUGUCUUUAUGAGGAUCAGUCAGGGUAAAGUUGGUAUUGAUCUUUUUUUGUUUUUAUUUAUUACUUAUUUUAGAGAACUGGGGGACAGUUUUUAAUGGUCAAAAGUACAAAAAUUAUGAGGGAUUUCAUCCAAAUUAUUUCCUCAAGGAUAGGCUGUUGGAACAAAUUUAAUGGCUUUCAUUAUAAUUUUCUUGACUGUAAUAUAAUACACAGAUGGACCUGUUGGUUUUGGGAGAAUCCAGUCUUAUUCUGUUGCAAAGCUUUCUCUUGUGAUUUUUAAGGAAGAUAAUGAAGUACUGGAAUGCUGACAGCAGUAUUUGUUGAGGGUGUUUCUUUGGUUUUGCUGUUUAGGUUUUUGCAUGGCGGUUGUUUGUAAGCUGCUUAUUCUGUUGGAUUAGCUUAUGAGUAUGUGUAAACAAAUUGGGCAUUAAAGCUGUUUUUUAAAGGAUGUCUGGUUGAUUAGGCUACAACAAAAACUGGGAAAAAAAUUUGGAAUCUUGAGAUGAAGCUUUGGCACAAAUGCUGUAAUUAAUAAUUUUUUCUUCAUUAAUGAAGUCCAGCGGGAGGAAAUUAUCGUUGAACAAAAUUAUUUAUAAUAAUGCCAUUUUUUAAUGUAGUUUUGUUUUUCUGGGUCAUUUUUAUAAAUACUUUAUUUUACUUUUGCUAUCUACAAAUUUAUAUUAGAGAUUUGUAUUUGUAGUGAGAUUGUUAUUUGUUGGUGAAGUUUGUAGUCUGUAUGGAAUUCAUAAGAUGGGCUGUAAUAUUUUUAUAAGGGCAUAUUCUGAGUGUAUUUCUUUAAAGUAAUAAUAAAAUCAAUUAUUCAGCACUCCCUUUGGGAUAGGUUAGUUUACAUCUUUAGGUCUCUGAGUCACCCUUGUAGUUGAGCUUGUUAACAGUUAACAUGGUAUUAGUUCAGAAUCCUCCUUCAGCUCUUGUACCAUUUUAUGUAUUGUGUUGUCUCAAACUGUUUUUUUUUUUUCGGUGCAGUUCCUUUGAUUAUUUAUGACACCUUAUGCACAAUAUUCAGAUGAAACAGAGGCUACAAGUGGUUCUGCAUUGCACAAGGGACACUACACAGGGUUUUUGCUGGAUGAACAGUUGGAGGAAGUAUCUGUGUGUUGUAUCUGCUUGAUGGAUUAGCUGGCAGGAAUACAAUACAUGUUAAGGGAAGGGAAGGGAGGGCAGGGAGAUUCAAGAUCGUGUUUGGUAAAGUUUUGCCACAUUCUUUAGGGGGGGGUUUGGUCUUAGAAUUAGAAUGAAAAGGCCUUAUUUCUUGAAUUUGUUUAUUUGAUGUACGAGAGGAAUGAAUUAGGAAUUGAUUCUCAAACUUGUCACUUGGUAAUAUUAAUGUUAAGACAUGCUUAAAUUAAGUAUCAUCAUAAGGAUUACUUUUGCAUUCCAAUCAGGCAUUCCUUUUGUUUUAUGAGAUAAGUUAUAUAAAGUGAUAUUUUAGCAAAUACAAACCAUAGUCUUCUUCUCUUAUCUUAUGAGAGGCAAGCAAAUUAUCUAUCUGUAACCAUUAAAUACUGUCUUUAUAACAUAUAUUUGAAUAUUUAAUCCACACUUGAUCUCGCCCACAAGCUUGCUUAAAUGUGGCAUCACUUUAUGGAAAUGGAGUUGAAUCAUAGCACACUUAUUCUUGUCAACUCUUGGCUAUUGGUAUGGCUCAUCCAUGUGUUUCGAAGUUUUAUUGACAAAGUCCUGUUUUUUGUCAGAUGUGUACUCUAGAUGGCUCUCUCAUACUGACUCAUUCAGCAAAGGCUGUUAUUUGUUUUUUGUUCAUGGUGUGUAAGUUGAUUUUUCUCUGCUGUGACUGCACAGACAUGGAAAAAUGGUAAUUAGCUUUUUUCUUUUCCUUUCUUUUUUCCAUAUGGAGUAAGGAAAAGGCUAGUCAGUGUUCAGGGCAGAACAGCAGUGAAGCCAUACUGUGACAUUUCAUAAUCUCAUGCUACAUGUAGUUAGUCAUCAAGUCAGUCAUCUUCAAGUCAUCUUCAGAUGUAUUAUUGAUGGGUAAGGGUGACUAUGCAGAUUAUUUAUCAUAUAGUUUUUAUUUUGAUACAUUGGUAUGGAUUUUGUUGCAACUCCUGUACAAGUGAGAACAUUUGAAAGCUCAUUACACUCAUUCAAAUUGUUUUAGUGAUGGCUUUGCUUCUGUUGAGUGCCCAGUGGCCAUUUGUGUUCAAAUUUAAGGGACCUGUUGUAAUUCAUGAAAGAAAAUAAAAACAGGUAAUGGCA